Molecule: messenger RNA, 382 nt
Organism: Paramecium pentaurelia
Lineage: Eukaryota; Ciliophora; Oligohymenophorea; Peniculida; Parameciidae
Source: the annotation of a GenBank genome assembly
UCAUGAUGUUCAUUCCAAUGUGUUUUGAAUAAAAAGGAUUAGGUAAUAUCAUCAAGGAUUCUAAAAUACAUUAUGAAUGGGAUUUUUGCUUUAGAUCUGAAAAAGAAAUUGAAACUCAUAAAGUAAUUCUAAUUCAUUCUAAACUUAAAAAUAAAAUUACUUUAAUUCAUAAUGGAAAUAGAAUGUAUUAGGAUGUUUUGUAAAUAAUUAUAUUAAUUUUAGAAAAGAUAAAUUCAUAUUUUAAUGGAUAAUUGAUGAAUUCUAUAAUAAAGCAAUGAUUUAUAUAGAAAAUAAAAUUUGGAAACUCUAAGUUAAUAAUGUUGAAUUUUAAGAAGGGUAUUCAAAUCUUCAGGAAGAAUUAAUCUAACCUGUAGAUAAUUGA